Plodia interpunctella (Indianmeal moth) is the source of this 3929-nucleotide messenger RNA. It is a transcript of the gene jef, whose product is annotated as jet fuel. The coding region runs from base 29 to 2101 and encodes 690 amino acids. Gene Ontology annotation, cellular component: membrane. The record is from RefSeq and is a predicted model, not a curated record. The transcript has 13 exons. NCBI's taxonomy places the organism in Eukaryota, Metazoa, Arthropoda, Insecta, Lepidoptera, Pyralidae.
GUAUCGAUACUGGCGGUGAUGGGUGCGCAUGCGCGCGGCGCCGCUAUCGAGCGGGCGGCAUCGUGCGGCAGUUGCGACCAUGGAGCCGCCGCCAGCGUCCGGCCUCCCCGCGCGCCCGCUCGUCAACCCCGACGAGUAUGGCGAAGUUGACACCUCCAGGUAUCCGGCGCCGAAGGAGGCCACACAUAAGGUGCGCGGGCGCUCCGACCUGCUGGAGAUGAUAUGCGGAGCCGACGCCGUCGACCCAGAGCUGCUCACCGUCAAGACCUUCUACUUCUUCUUCUAUUCUGCGUUUGGGUCCCUGUUCCCGCUGAUGGGAGUAUACUUCAAGCAGAUGGGCAUGAACGCGGGGCAGUGCGGGCUGCUGAUAGGGACGCGGCCGUUCGUGGAGUUCCUGUCGGCGCCCUUCUGGGGCAGCCUUGCCGACCGCUGGCAGAAGGGCCGGCUGCUGCUGCUGGCCUCGCUCGGCGCCUGGGUCGUUUUCACCCUGCCUCUCAGCUGGGUACAGCCGGAUGCGGUGGCGUGCGUGCAGCCGCUGGCGAACGGCAGCGGCUACGAGCUGGUUUCGCCGAAGUACGACGAGGACUGGCCCGCAGUCACCCGCAAGUUCAAGGGCCCGCAGGCCAGCGGUCGCGAGGGCUCUCCGCUGCCCGUCAGCGACGCCAUCAACUUCGACCCCAAAACUCAGGGCGACUAUGUCUCGCCUCUACACUCCUACAUUGUUUACAGGACCCCGAACAUCCAGAAGACAUUCUUCCUGUUGCUGCUGCUGGUAGUGAUCGGCGAGUUCUUCAGCGCGCCGGCCAUCACGCUCGCCGACUCGGCCGUCAUCACCUUGCUCGGAGAGGACGCUGACCGAUACGGGCACCAGCGCAUGUUCGGCUCGCUGGGCUGGGGGCUGGCGAUGUUCUUCGUGGGCAUCGCGCUCGACCACAGCACCGCCUUCAGUUCGCACCCCUGCGGCGGCCCGCAGCGCUAUGAGAAGAACUACACCAUUUGCUUCGCCACCUUCUCCGUAUUGAUGGGAGCCGCGCUCAUGACUGCGUCCCAGAUCAGAUUCAAGUACGAGUUCGCAAGCGCGGAAGUCCUGGCGCCGGAACCGACGGUGGCGCCUUCAGAGCCCACUCACGAGGAGAAGCUGCAGCAACAGCUGGCGGAGCAGCUGCAGCUACCAGGACUUGAUACCAGCGCGCCGCCGCUGCCGCAACCGCCCGUGCAGCAUGCCAAGGUGUUUGCACAGACGACACGUGAAAUGCCCGAGUGGGUGACGGUGCUCCGCCAGUUUCAAAACGUGAAGGCAGCUUCCUUCCUGCUGGUGGCCUGGUUCAUGGGCUUCGGCAUCGGCCUCAUAUUCACUUUCCUCUUCUGGCAUUUGCAGGAUAUUGGAGGCUCACCCACAUUGUUCGGUGUGGCGUCCGUCAUCAACCACAUCUCGGAAAUCUUCGCCUACUUCUUCAGCUUCAAGCUCAUCACCCAAAUGGGACAUGUCAAGGUGCUAUGCCUGGGCCUGGCGGGCAACGUCGUGCGGUUCCUGUACAUCUCGUGGCUGACGGACCCGUGGUGGGUGCUGCCGUUCGAGUUCGUGCAGGGCGUGACGCACGCCGCGGUGUGGGCCGCUUGCUGCAGCUACAUCGCGCACGGCGCGCCGCCGCAUUUGCGCUCCUCCGCUCAGGGGGUAUUGCAGGGUCUGCACCACGGCCUAGGGCGGGGCUGCGGCGCGGUGCUGGGUGGCAUCGCGGUCGCCAAGUGGGGCACCACCAAGACCUUCGCCGGCUACGGCCUGCUGUGUGCCGUGGCGCUCGCGGCCUUCGCUUUCGUCAACUUCCGAGGAGGAGAGACUGAGGUGACAGCGGGCAGCGCGGCGGCGGACGAGGAAGCGCGCGCGGUGGCUGAGGCGGGGGUGCUGGCUCCGCACGGGGUGCCGUCCAACCCGCUGCCGCGCGCGCUCUCCUCCACUCGUCUGGCCGACCUCGCGCACCACGACCAAUACGGAGCCACACAGAGCUACGCCGGUGCGGAGAGCUUGGGCGUGCCCGGGCAGAGCCCCGCCCCGCGCCCCGCUAACCCCUUCAUCGCCGAACAGCAGCAGGCCUACAGAUAAGCGAGCCCUUCCUCCCGCCAACAAACUCCUCUAAAGUCUGCUCAAGCCAGAGUAGACCAUGUUCGCCGUUGACACGCGCCACAGAGUAGCAAUAACACAAGCGACAAAGUUCUAUAAAUCAUUUUUAUUUCAUCGUUUUCAACUUAUAUUUUACAUAAAACAUGGUUAAGGUUAUUUUUAAAUUUUGAAAUACAAUGGUUUGUUUUUGUACGUGAUCAUGUUGCGUUGAUGUAUAGGAUUUUAUAAUGAGUUCUGUUUCGACGUCCUCUGUGGUAUUACACAAAAUUAUAAGUAUUCUAGUCAUAGGCUCCUCUUGUUAUAGUUUAAAUUAAUGUUCCGAAGUCGGUGUGUACUUAUAGGAAUCACGAGAAUCCAUUAUGUAGGUUCAGUUGCUGGAAUUAAAUCUCCUAUUUAUAUGAUUCCAAGGAAUGUCUUUUUAUGGAAGAUUUGAUAUUUCUUUGGGCAUAGGUUAGUAAGCAAGUUGUAUUAUUUAUAAUUAAGUAUAUCUAACAUGAAUGUAAUGUUAAUGUUACCGUAGGUUACGAAUAUUUAUUAUGUCAAUCAAAAUUUAUAGUAAAGGGCAGAGAUGACAAAGAUUUCUUAAUUAUACUUAAAAAAAAGUCGUAUUCUAUUGUCAUUGACGAAACUUAUCUUACGAUCCAGCAUACGAAACUAAGUUUCAAAUAAAACACUAUAUAUUUUUGAUUAUAUUUGCUGUGGUAAAUGUGGUUAAAUGAAAAGCUUGAGUCAUUGGAAUUAUGAUAUUUCUAUUUCUUUCAGAGCAAAAAUAAAACAUUACUUUCGAAAUUGCUUUUUCUCCAACAAUUCAGAAGCGAAUGUGGGUUGUUAUUGUACAUGGUCCAAAUUACUUUCAAUAUAUUUUAAUAUAUUUUCAAUUUCCAUUUUACUUAGCUUGUAAACAUGUAAUGUUAUAUGAUUACAUUUAACAAACGUCAAAUAAAUAAAUAUUAGACAUUCCCGGUCGUGUCGUACGUAACUCCAACGCCGGUGCUACGAGCUCCGGCUCGACAACUCGUGGCAUCCUCAUGCAAUGAUCAUUGUUGCCAUUUUCUCUAUGAUAAGAUGAGAAAUGAGAGUGUUAUUAUUAUUAUGUCUGUGUAUAAUUUAUGGAAACGCGAUGUCAUAUCAUGGUGUGAUGAGUAGAUAAAUUUAUAUACUAUAUAUGAUAUACAUGUUAGAAUAUAUGUAGUUGCUCGAGGCAACUCUCUCGCUUUCCUUCGACUGUUUGUAUAUUGCAUUAAUCUAUGUAUUUUAUAUAUGAUACAAACUUCAACUGAUCGUCUGUCCAAAUAUCAGAAAUUACGGUGGUUUAUCGCAACGAACAUUUGAAAAGAAAAUAAAACCGUCACAGAGAAGAUAAUAGAGACAAAGAAGAAGUUUUUUUUAAACUUUAAACUUUUGAUUUGGCUGCGCAUAUACUAUUUUUUAUUUCAAAGACAAAAUUAAUACCUAAACAUUAAACAUAUAUAAUUAUCCUGCUUUCGCGGUGAAUUUAAAAUUUUUAAAAGUUGUAUUUCAUUUGUUCGAUGUGAAAUCCUAGUCUCCAGCAUUUAUUUCCUCUGUGAUAAUAUAAACGAUGUCAUGUUAAUAGUACCGUGUGAGAUACUCUAUAAUAUUGUUGUUUGUAUAGAUCGUUUCGCGGCCCGCCCGCUGCACCAGUUGAUAUAUUUUUGCACAGUCUAUAGUGUUAGCGCCGCGGGCUGCGCCGCUCGCCGCGCCGCCCACCGCCCCGCUCGACGCUGGCGCGGCGGACCGCGCGAUAGCCCGUCUUUCAAUUUCAAAUGUAUAAAUAAAUCAAUGUUGAACU